GGGGCGCGUAUGGCCGCCGCCCCCCGCUGGCAGACACUGGCGGCGUAAGGCGCGCGGGCCCCGGAGCGGGCGCGGCGGAGCGCGGUGAGCCCGGCGCCUCCCGUCCCGAACAUGCGGAGGCCGGCUCAGGCGGCCCGGGAGCCGGAGCGGGGGCCCAAGCGGGCACCGGAGCCGGAGCGCGAGCGGGCGCGGGGCCCGGAGCCGGGGUCCGCGCUGCGCUGCUGAGGCCGGGCCGGCCGCCCAGACGCUGCCCGCGGGCCCGGCCACGGCGGAGCCAAGCUGUGAGCCGUGAGCUUUGAGGUGGUGGGACCUGUCAGCAGAAUGUCUCCUGCUCCCGAGAGUGACCCCGAGGCCACUGAGAUGAGCACUGCGGCCUGGCCGGCCCGAGCGCCUGCGUCUCAGUAGCUGGGAGCUGCGGGCCCACGCCUGCCCACCGGCCGCGGUGAUGUUCUAGCCACAGAGGAGCCAAGACCUCAGGUUUCCAGAGACUUGGGAUUUGCACAGCAGCAGAGUCACCGUGGAGAGGCCAGGGUAUCACAAACUUAUGGAUUUUGACAAGAAAGGAGGGAAAGGGGAGACAGAGGAGGGCCGGAGAAUGUCCAAGGCCGGCGGGGGCCGGAGCAGCCACGGCAUCCGGAGCUCAGGGACCAGCUCGGGGGUCCUGAUGGUGGGCCCCAACUUCCGCGUCGGCAAGAAGAUCGGCUGCGGCAACUUCGGGGAGCUCCGCCUAGGCCCCAUGGGCUCUCCUGCCCUCUGCAUGCACCACGAGUACUGCCGGAGGAGUCCCCUUCGGCUUUCAGAGCCCAGAGCACCCGACCUCCUCCAGGAGUCUGCAGAUCCACAGGCCUCAGAUGCUGCCACACCCACCCAGCGCACACCCAGGUCUCUGCCAUGCCGGCCGCACACAGCGGCGGGGGUCAGGCGAAGGUUUCUUCCACGGUGCAGAGUAGAAGAGCCGGGAAAGACCCCAUCACCAUCAGAUGCAUCAGAGCUUCAAAGGCCCACUCAUCAAGACGCUGCCAAGAGCAUGAGGCCAGCCAGGCAGGGAACGAUGUCGGCGAGCAUCCGCCUGACCGUCAGGGAGCCAGAGCUGGAUGGAAAGAAUCUCUAUACAAAUGAAUACGUGGCUAUCAAAUUGGAGCCGAUCAAGUCCCGGGCCCCGCAGCUGCACCUGGAGUACCGGUUCUACAAGCAGCUCAGCGCCACAGAGGGCGUCCCUCAGGUCUACUACUUCGGCCCGUGCGGGAAGUACAACGCCAUGGUGCUGGAGCUGCUGGGGCCCAGCCUGGAGGACCUGUUCGACCUGUGCGACCGGACCUUCACGCUGAAGACGGUGCUGAUGAUCGCCAUCCAGCUGAUCACGCGCAUGGAGUAUGUGCACACCAAGAGCCUCAUCUACCGGGACGUGAAGCCCGAGAACUUCCUGGUGGGCCGCCCGGGGACCAAGCGGCAGCACGCCAUCCACAUCAUCGACUUCGGGCUGGCCAAGGAGUACAUCGACCCCGAGACCAAGAAGCACAUCCCGUACCGCGAGCACAAGAGCCUGACGGGCACGGCGCGCUACAUGAGCAUCAACACGCACCUGGGCAAGGAGCAGAGCCGCCGCGACGACCUGGAGGCGCUGGGCCACAUGUUCAUGUACUUCCUGCGCGGCAGCCUCCCCUGGCAGGGGCUCAAGGCCGACACGCUCAAGGAGCGGUACCAGAAGAUCGGGGACACCAAGCGCGCCACGCCCAUCGAGGUGCUCUGCGAGAACUUCCCAGAAGAGAUGGCCACCUACCUGCGCUACGUGCGGCGCCUGGACUUCUUCGAGAAGCCCGACUAUGACUACCUGCGGAAGCUCUUCACCGACCUCUUCGACCGCAGCGGCUUCGUGUUCGACUAUGAGUACGACUGGGCCGGGAAGCCCCUGCCGACCCCCAUCGGCACCGUCCACACCGACCUGCCCUCCCAGCCUCAGCUCCGGGACAAAGCCCAGCCGCACAGCAAAAACCAGGCGCUGAACUCCACCAACGGGGAGCUGAACGCGGACGACCCCACGGCCGGCCACUCCAACGCCCCCAUCACGGCGCCUGCAGAGGUGGAGGUGGCGGAUGAAACCAAAUGCUGCUGUUUCUUCAAGAGGAGAAAGAGAAAAUCGCUGCAGCGACACAAGUGACCCCGGGCGCGUGCAGCCCCCUGAAUCUUCUCCGUGCGGCCCCUUGGGGCGCGAGCUUGUGCGAGGCCCUCGGGGCCCACCCACAGCGGCCCAGGGCCAGGCCCUGGCUGGAAGCCAGAACGCAGACUGCAGGGGCCGCGCCUGGCUCAGGCGGCGGCCCCACCCCCAGGACGUGGGGUCACUUCCUUCACGUAAGACUUUGGCCGAAAUUUCUACACCUGUGUCUAGUCCUCCCCUCCAAGAGCAUUAACUAUUUAAAACAAGGAAAAAAGGAAAAAAAACAGAGGCCCGCCCUACCCCCACUCCUGCCCCUCCGUUUCUUUGCUGAAGUGAGUAGUGUGAUCCUGGAGGCUCCCUGGCUGAGGCCCGGCCUGGCCCGGCCCCGCCAGCCGCCCCCGUUAGCGUCAUAAAGUCCAGCUUGUCUCCCUCGAUCCAAAGGCCGUUUCCUCGAGGGGAGGGCAGGCCCGGCCUGGAGGGGUGCUGUGGAGCUGUCUUGCCCAGGCCCUCCUGGGAGGGGGACAGGCAUUGCUGCCAGGGGUGAGGCCGCGCCCCAGGUCUCCCCAAAACCAAAGGGGAAGGCAGGGGUGGGGCCGCGGCUGAAGCCGGCUCCCCAACCAAAAUGCUGCACCAAAGCUCGGGCGCCACAGGCACAGCCACUGCAGUUUCUUCCCAGCCUGGCCCUGGCGAGGGGCGGGUGGGCACUGCCAGGUGGGUGCUUCUCGAUGCACUUGCUCCCGGAGGCUGUGCCCCGGCGCCUGGAACCCGAGGUGGGAGGACCGGCUGGUGUCACCCUGCUCGGCCCUGGGCCCUGCUGCGUGGGGCGCGUGGGGCGCGUGGGCACGGGGCUUCCUGCCUCUGUGCUCCGACACCCGGCAAGCAGCCGGAGACAAAACGCCUUAAAGCCCCCGGCCCAGCCCUGCAGGUGAAUUGCAGGGGCCUGGGGGCAGCCCUGGACUGGCGGGCGGUUCCCCAGCGGGGUGCCCUGGAGGCUGCCGGGCAGAGUGGAGCAGCUUGGGGCCGUGCCCAGGGCGGUGGCUGUGAGUCUAGUUUUUGCUUUACCAAGUGUACAGAAAUGGCAUUUACGUUUCUCUGAUGCUCCCUUGAAGCCAUAGAAUUUAGGGGCUUUUUUUAAAAAAAUAAAAGAAAAAUGAAACCAAA
Molecule: messenger RNA, 3316 nt
Organism: Symphalangus syndactylus (siamang)
Lineage: Eukaryota; Metazoa; Chordata; Mammalia; Primates; Hylobatidae
Gene: CSNK1G2
Product: casein kinase 1 gamma 2
Biological process (GO): protein phosphorylation
Molecular function (GO): protein serine/threonine kinase activity; ATP binding
Source: RefSeq, a predicted model, not a curated record